Messenger RNA from Phasianus colchicus (ring-necked pheasant), 5398 nucleotides. RefSeq names its product t-complex 11 like 1 (gene TCP11L1). Gene Ontology annotation, biological process: signal transduction. The record is from RefSeq and is a predicted model, not a curated record. NCBI's taxonomy places the organism in Eukaryota, Metazoa, Chordata, Aves, Galliformes, Phasianidae.
GAGUGACCGAGGCCAGCUGAACGAAACUGAAACCUCCAUGAAAACGCUUUGGUCCCAGCUUCUCUCUCCUCUCGUUCACCUGUCACAAACAACUGAAAAUGUCUCAGAAUCCCCACAAGCCGCAUUCAAGCGAAGAAAAGUUGAGUGCUUUGGAGGAUGAUGAAGAGAGCUUGGACAACUCGGAGCAGUCUGUCAGGAAGAGAAUACGACAGAGUGUUCCAGGCUCACGUAGAGAUGAUACACCAAAGUCUAGCCCUCCUCGGCCUGUGUCAGUGGAAGAGUUAAUGGAAACAGCUAAGGGAGUAACCAACAUGGCACUAGCACACGAAAUUGUUGUUAAUGGAGACUUUCAGAUCAAACCAGCUGAGUUACCAGAACACAGCUUGGAAAAAAAAGUAAGAGAGAUUGUGCACAAAGCUUUCUGGGAUUGUUUGGAAGCUCAGCUGAAGGAAGAUCCACCGACAUAUGACCACGCAAUUAAACUGCUGGGAGAAAUUAAAGAGAAUCUUCUGUCUUUUUUAUUGCCUGGUCAUACAAGAUUAAGAAACCAGAUUAUGGAAGUUCUUGAUCUGGAUUUGAUAAAACAGGAGGCAGAAAAUGGGGCUCUGGACAUUGCUAAGUUGGUAGAAUUUGUUAUUGGAAUGAUGGGAACUCUCUGUGCUCCAGCUCGAGAUGAAGAAAUUAAGAAACUGAAAGAUAUACGUGAAAUAGUUCCUCUCUUCAGAGCAAUUUUCUCUGUAUUAGACCUAAUGAAAAUGGAUAUGGCAAACUUCGCUGUCAGUAGUAUUAGGCCAAAAUUAAUGCAGCAGUCUGCUGAAUAUGAAAGAAAGAAGUUUCAGGAGUUUCUUGAGAAACAGCCAAAUUCUUUAGACCUUGUCACAGACUGGUUGCAGGAAGCAGCAGAUGAUCUUGCAAAGCUGAGAUAUAAAAAGUUACCUCCCUCCAGCAGUGCUGUUGGUGCUGCUGGCGGAGCUUCUGUGUUGUGCUCCACUGCCAUACAGAAUCAGGCGUAUCUGAAGCUGCUGAAGUGGGAUCACACAAACAGGCCUUUCCCAGAAACAGUGCUCAUGGACCAGAGCCGCUUUCAGGAAAUACAGCUGGAACUGGAGCAGCUCCUCGUGGCUGGGACUGUCCUUUUGGUCACGUUCAGUGCAGCAGGUGCAGCUCUCAUCGAUGUGCCUGGAUUUGCUGAGAAAAUCAAAACCAUUGUCAAGGUGCUGCUGACAGGAAUGCAUCUUCCCUCUUUUAACCUGAAGGAGUCUCUGGCUACCAUUGGUGAGAAGGUGUGUGCUGAAGUCAAUAGCUGCCUUUCCCAGCAUGGCUUUGCACCAUUCACAGCUGAGAAGGAAACUGUGCUGAAAGGACAGAUCCAAGCUGUGGCCAACCCUGAUAACACCAUCUGUAAACUAAUAGAUUCUCGAAUUCAGAAGUUUCUGGAGAAUUAUCUUGCAUCUAGUCACCAGAAAGCGGUACCGACUGUUCCUGGAGGAUUAGGCCCUAUUCAGAGAGAGCUGGAAGAGAUUGCUAUCAAGUAUGUUCGUCUUGUCAACUACAACAAGAUGGUCUUCAGUCCUUACUAUGAUGCUGUUCUUGGCAAAAUACUGACUAAGGAAGAACCCCAACUUGUAGGGAUGCCAGAAGAAUUGUGAACACAGUUUGUGUACCAAUGCAGUAUUAAUUUUAUCAGCUAUUUUGAAAAAUUGCACCAAUAUUUGUCUAGGAAAACAGCUCUCCAUGUGAACACUAUUUCCUUUUAAAUCACCCGUGCUGCCCGAUGAGGAAAACGCAUGAAUUGCAAUAGGGGUUCUGAGAUAAAUGAUGAAGGAGAGAUACAUUUUCAAUAGGUGAUCUUAAAACCUUAAAUAUUUGAGGUCUUGAAUUUCAUUAGUUACGUGUUGUAUAGAUGAGUGUUCACAGAAGAGCUCAAUGAUCUUACAGCCUUAUUGCAGUUUUAAACUCAGCUAGGAGGUGGCAGAAGAACACAGCUCUACCUCUGCUCAGCUCAUAGAGGAGGCAGCCUAACGCUUCCUCAGGCAUCUCAGUGUGUGAAGCUUACCAUUAAGCACCUCAGCUGGAAGCAAUGUUGAGUGUUGUGGAGACCCUAAACAGGGCAGAGAGGAGGGGGGAGAACAGAGAAGGCUGCGACUGAGAAAGAGGCGUAUUUCAGAUUCAUUGAACUGCUCCUACUUGAUAUUCAUCAGUACCGGAUUAGCAGAGAGAAGGGCUGCUCAGACUUUGAUUUCAGCCAAAUGAAAACGUCAUGUUCUAACAGUCAUUUAACCUACAGCUAGAAUUCCAAAUUCAUUAUCGGACAUAUAACACUGAAACUAUCAGGGAGAAAAAAGCAUAUCGUAAGAAGGAAAAACAACAACAGUGCAACAUGUACUAACAGCAUACAGGAAUGCAGGAGUUAAUGACUUGCCUUCACAGAAGUUGACAGUUAACAGAAGCCACUACCUUUCACUGCAGCAGUGACUCAAAGCCCUUUCACAGUCUGCAAAGAUAUCCUGGAACAAAUAAAAGUCAAGCGCUAUUUCAUGCCUCAGCAUUAUGAGAUAAGGUUUAGCAGAAGGUGUUCUCACGGCCAUCGGGCUUCUCAAAAUCUCAAGACAGAACAACAGGUAACUCAACCAGCUGACUGCUGGAAGAGAUGUAAGAAGGAAUGCAAACUCAUGAUAGACUACUUGAAAUUAUACCUCCUUCAUCAAUUAAGAUGAAAAUAACCGAUCUGUAGCUAACACAGGAUCCAUAGGAGAGCUCUGUAUUUACUGUAGGUUCUUUCACGUUGACAUAAGAAAACAGCUGAAGAUUGUGCCUGACCUGACACGCAUACAUCCCCCGCAGCCCAAAAACAUGAGUGGAAGGAUAAGCACAACCUCAAAAAAAAAAAGAAGCACACAAUAAAAAAUAGUUUUCACCGUCUUCAAUAGAUUUGAAAGUGAGAUUUCAAAAGCAUUGUGAAGAAGUGUUUUAUAUAAACUAGUAUUUCUGAUAAGAAUGUUUCUGUCACCCCACCUGGAAAGAAUAUGACAGAACAAGAAGCAGUCCAUGUUUAUUCAUGUGAGAACAGCAACACACUACGUAUUCAAGAGGGUUCAUGGUCAUCUCUUCAUCAGGUUUCGCUCCCACUUCAGAAAUUAGAACUCCUAACUCUUCCCCCAUGAUGUUAUUUUUAUGAUUGAACAAACAUUUAAAUAAAAAUUCACUAUUACUGUACCACACAUAAUCUGAAACUAUCAACUAUGUGUGACUUUGAUAUCCCGCAACUUGUAGGACCACAGCAACUACGCAAGGUAUACAUGUCUGUAAUUACAUAUUGAAUAGAAAAGACAGAAAAGCUGCAUGUAAUUUCUAGUGCAAGUCUACAAUAAUCACACAGACAGAACAACAUUUAUUAACAGGAAUGGAACAAGUCCACAGAUGGAUAAGAAAAGAUCAUAAAUACAGUUGUAAAAAAAAGUCUCAGACUGAAGUAGUCAAGAAUGUGCCAUAUGGAUGCUUGUACAGAGCACCUGUACAACAAUUUCUCAGAAUUAGAAGUUUACUAUAAGAAAUGCAGUAAAAUAGUGGAGGCAGGGAGGGGUAGCAUGGUUUAUAACGUGUAUAUCUUCCAUUAAGAAGUUUACAAAGAUUGGCUAGGGAUGUAUACAAUCUUUUCAAUUUGAAGUACCACUAAACAAUCUCAGCCAAGAAGUCUAUUUUACUUUGACUUCUGAUCACUCCAACUUCAUCCUGACAGACGUCAGUUCCCAUUUGACCCCAAGGAGAAGUAUACUGAUAUGCAUAAGUAAUCACAUUUUUUCUGAACUUGGAAACAAAUUAAAGCAAAACGGGGGAAGCAAAUGCUUUGAAGAAAACACAAACAUUUUAAACAAAAACAAUCUUUUUUUCUAAAAGGUUUUAUUUACAUUUUUCAUAUACAAGUAUGUUAAAUGAUACAUUCUGACUAGUAUCCACACCAGUGUGCAUUACAUGAAUUAAAGAUACUGAUGUAUUGCAUUUGAUGAAAUGCAAAACAAAUCAACCCUAAGCCUCGGUCCAACCAUCUGAAACAUCAUACAGCAUCUUGUUUUCUUACUGAGACAUCUAAAAUUCAAAAUGUUCAUAUCAGAUAGAAGUUAUCUGAACAAAUAUAUCUAGUUGCAUUUCUUUAGAACAUGCAGUAACACAGGAGGCUUAUUUGAAAAAAAUUGCAGAACAAAAAAUACAUAUCAACAGCCAAACACUUGACAUGCAUGCUACUAGUGUUGUAUUUAUUGUUUCUAGUUUUGGGGGGUAUUUGUCACAACUGUUUUGUGCUUCUGAUUUUUUAAAUCUUUAAUUAUAGCAACCUUUCAACAUCUACUAACAACAAUUCAAAGUGACCAGGAUAUAAGAAGUUAUGUUCAACAACAGAAAAGCUUUCUUCACUUUUUCCGGGACAUAUUCAGCAGCCUAGAAAAAUUAAAGAGAAGACAUAAGAGAUCACAGGAGUUUAUGUAUGAAGAUGGUUACUAUUUUCCAUUCAGCUUUCCUUGAAGCCCCUCGUUUCCAGGUUGCAGCUAAAGCUGGCUACAACAAAGCAAAAAAACCACCCUACAAAUAACAACAGAAGAGCUUUUUGAAACACGGGGUCCUGUUCUGUAGUCACUUUUAAACCAAGAAUAGAAAGGAGCAUUGUAGCCUCUUCAACAGUUUCACAGUAGUUUGGCUGUACUAUGGCAAACCCUUCCACGUGUCACAAUCAGCUGACACCACAGUGAAACACUCAGGGGCUUCCUGCAAGUCAAGCCAACCUGUGCAGAUUUAAGGCAAUAUCUCAGAAAGGCCAAAAUAAGCCAGUGCAAAAAUAACUACAGACAUGAUGCAUAAACCUAAGUAAUCCUACAUUAGUUUUGUUGGUUUGAAACAGGACACCUAAUCCAUGUAAGUGUAAGAAAACCUUCAGACUUUUAUUUGAAAAACUAAAGGACUGAUUUCCUAAAUCAGUAAAUAUUCACCUGAGAUGAGCAGAUACAGUUAUCAGGCAGCCAUCUAAAACAAACAAAAGGAAAAUAUAGGAGCUCUGUAGAACUGAUAGAUGAGAUAUGAUCGGGGUUUUGAGCUGGACUGUUCUGGAUUGCUAACAUCUAACACCACAAGUAAGAAAACACCCACUCUGUAAAGGGCAGCAAGCCCUCCCUACCCAGCCCCCCAGGUAAAUUAAAAAAAUAUCUAUACUUAAUCAGACCUAUCUGUGUUUCAGAGGAGCAAAGUGCACUGCAGGGAAACCAGUGCUCUGGUUAAAUCUCAAUUGAAGAUUGAGAUUACCAUGUGCCUUCAGAGGGCAGGAGCACCUCACCCACCAGGACAGGCUGAGGGAGCUGGGCUUGUUCAGCUGGAGAAAAGAAGGCUGCGGGGUGAGCUCAGUGCAGCCUUU